AUGGCUACCAACAAUGAUGGCAUCACCUCUCGCCAACCUUCAAAUGCUGAUGCGAUUGCGAACCAGCCAAGUCGUCGCCAAAGCGUGGCUAACAAAGGCCUGACUGGUGCCUCUGCCCUCACCGUCAGACAAUCCAUCUGGCCCAUUACAUUGGUCACUGUCCUCUUUUUCCUAUGGGGCUUUGCCUAUGGCCUUCUCGACGUCCUCAACGCUAAAUUCCAAACCUCUCUUAACAUUACUGCUGCAAAAGCUGGCGGUCUUCAAGGGUCUUACUUUGGUGCCUACUUUAUCGGUCCCCUGACAUACUCUGGUUGGCUUGUCCGUCGCUUUGGUUACCGGUGGACAUUCAUCGCCGGUCUGUGUAUCUAUGGUGUUGGCGCAUUGAUGUUCUGGCCUUCUGCCGUUUACUCCUCCUUUGGAGGCUUCUGCGGAUCCCUGUUCAUCGUUGGCUCUGGACUUUCGACCCUCGAGACUUCAGCGAACCCCUUCAUCGCCACCUGCGGUCCUCCAAGACUCUCUGAAUUCCGUCUGGAACUCUCGCAAUCCUUCCAAGCUGUUGGCUCCGUGGUUGCCCCUCUCCUUGCAUCUCGAGUCUUCUUCAAGGAAACAAACAGCACAGAUCUGUCUCACGUGCAAUGGACCUAUGUCGGCAUUGCCGCCUUUGUCUUUCUGUUGGCUGUCGUCUUCUUCUUCAGCCCUCUUCCUGAAGUCACCGAUGCCGACAUGGCUCUUCAGGCCGAGCAAUGUGCUGACUUGACCGGAUACCAAGAAAAGCCUCUGUCCAAGCAAUACAAACUCUUCUUUGGCGUUGCAGCCCAGUUCUGCUACGUUGGUGCUCAAGUCGCUGUGGCAUCUCAAUUCAUUCGAUUCGCCGAGGAAUCGGCAGGACUCACCGAAGCGCAAGCUUCUGACCGAUAUGCCAUUGGCCAGGCCUUGUUCGCCAUUGGGCGUUUCGCAGCAGCGGGCUUUUUCAUGUUCAUCAAGCCACGUGUUGUCCUCUUGGUUUUCAUGACAAUGAUCAUGAUCUUCAUCAGCCUUUCCAUUGGCGUCUCAGGGGAGGCCGGUGUUGCUAUGCUGUCUCUCGUCCUCUUCUUCGAGUCCUGCAUUUUCCCGACCAUCUUCACCCUCUCCAUCCGUGGUCUCGGUCGUCACACCAAGCGUGGAUCAUCCUGGAUUGUCGCUAGCGUCUGCGGAGGUGCUUUGUUCCCAGCUUUGACCGGUCUUGCCGCCGACAAUUUCGGUACCUACCACAAGGCCAUGAUUGUUCCUCUCUGCGGCUUCUUCGUCAGCUUUGUCUUCCCUAUCUAUCUCAACACAGUCUGCAAGCGCGAAUUGGAUGGUUUCCGUGACACAAAGAUUGGAUAUGUUGACGAGCGGCGAGGAACCGUCAUUGGAGAUAUCAAUGAUAUUGAGACGUUUGAGAAUAUGCAGAAGAGGAGCUCUGUCAAUGUCGAGAAGGUGUGA
Messenger RNA from Exophiala mesophila, 1464 nucleotides. RefSeq lists its product as uncharacterized. The coding region runs from base 1 to 1464 and encodes 487 amino acids. Gene Ontology annotation, biological process: transmembrane transport. Gene Ontology annotation, molecular function: transmembrane transporter activity. The transcript has a single exon. Lineage: Eukaryota; Fungi; Ascomycota; Eurotiomycetes; Chaetothyriales; Herpotrichiellaceae. The record is from RefSeq and is a predicted model, not a curated record.